AUGAUUAUCACCAGUCCUAAAAUCAAGGGCUUCUUUGGGGGUAAGCCCAAAUUGCAGAAUCAGUAUAAAAAGCUGACGAUAGGAGAUUUAAAACGUAGACUGGACUCAGAAAACAUAUUUUAUGGACCAUUAGCGGACAAGACCGAGCUGACAGAACUUCUACGUGUUAAUGAGAUCAAAUUGGAAGGCAUGUUGCCUAAACCUACUUCUACGGCUACCCCGAGUUCUACUACUACUUCUACGGCUACCCCGAGUUCUACUACUACUUCUACGGCUACCCCGAGUUCUACUACUGCUUCUACGGCUACCCCGAAUUCUACUACUGCUUCUACGGCUACCCCGAGUUCUACUACUGCUUCUACGGCUACCUCGAGUUCUUCUUCUACUACUACAAACACGUCGUCCCCACCGGGACCUAUAUCAAAUAUAAUAGGACAAAGACCAGAUGAGACACAGUCCUCCGACAAUCCUGGGCCCCAUGAAGGUCCCAAUAAAAUUACGCUUUAG
Molecule: messenger RNA, 507 nt
Organism: Sphaeroforma arctica JP610
Lineage: Eukaryota; Ichthyosporea; Ichthyophonida
Exons: 2
Coding region: 1-507 (168 amino acids)
Source: RefSeq, a predicted model, not a curated record